CCUCCCGCCCUCCUCUGCCCCAACUUCUCCGCCUCAGCGCCCCGCCGUCAGACAGACACCGAGCCGCUCACCGUCCUGCUCCUGCCGCCGCUGCUGCCGCUGAGCGGAGUCUGCUCCUCCAUCUGAGUCCCGGCCUCUUUUCUUCCACUUGCGUGGGUUGCUCCAAGGACCGGCCUUCGAGUUUUUUUAUUUUAUUUUAUUUAUUUUUACUACGUGGUUGGAGGACAUUAUUAUUUUGUCCACUCUUGCUGUCCUUCAAGUGAAAUGGAGAAAAUGGCCAGACCUCUUCCUUUAAACCCAACUUUCCUGCCGCCGACCCACGGCGUCCUGAAAUCCCUGCUGGAAAACCCGCUCAAGCUGCCGUUUCACCGCGAUGAAGGGUUUGGGAAGGAAGAGAAGAAGGAGAAGAAGCUGGAUGAUGAGAGCAGCGCCGCCAGCCACCCGCAGUCGGCCUUCCUCGGCCCCACCCUGUGGGACAAGACCCUGCCCUACGAUGGCGACAAUUUCCAGCUGGAGUACAUGGACCUGGAGGAGUUCCUGUCUGAAAACGGCAUCCCUGCCAACACGGCGCAGGGCGAGCAGGCCCCGCCGGCGGCGCAGCCUUCUCAGGCCCCGCUGCAGCAGGUGCCCCCGCCGGCGCCGCCCACACCCUCGGUGGUGGACCUCAGCAGCCGCGCCUCCGUGUCGGUCCACGCGGCCCUGCCGCCUCAGACCUGCCGGCACAGCCCCUCCACCGCAGCGCUGCCUUCUGCCAGAGACACCCCCAGUCCCAUCGAUCCCGAGUCCAUCCAGGUCCCGGUGACCUACGAGCCCGACCCGGCAGACCUGGCCCUGUCCAGCGUUCCUGGUCAGGAAAUGUUCGACCCGAGGAAACGCAAGUUCUCUGCGGAGGAGCUGAAGCCACAGCCGAUGAUCAAGAAAGCCAGAAAGGUCUUCAUCCCUGAGGACCUGAAGGACGAUAAGUACUGGGCCCGGCGCAGAAAGAACAACGUGGCGGCCAAGCGCUCGCGGGACGCCAGACGCCUCAAGGAGAACCAGAUCGCCAUCCGGGCCGGCUUCCUGGAGAAGGAGAACGCCGCUCUCCGCGUGGAGGUGGCAGACUUGAGGAAGGAGCUGGGCCGCUGCAAGAACAUUCUGGCUAAAUACGAGGCGCGACACGGGCCCCUGUGAGCCCCCCCACCCUUCCAACAGAUCCCCACUCUGCUCCCAGACCCCCCCCACCCCCCCCAGCCUGAAGGACAAUGUGUCUCUGGUACCCCCGCCCCCCCACCGUAUGAUUCUGGUCUCCCCCCAUCAGCUUCAUCUCUGCUCCUCCUCUGAUUUCUCUGCACUGUUUGACUAAAUAUAAAUAGAUGAAAAUAUAUAAUGAACAUAUAUAAUAUAUAUUUCCACGUGCAUCCUUCCCACUGUGAGGAGUAACGAGCCAACGCCCCCCCCCCCCAACCCCCUCACUUUUCUACCUAAGGUCAGGACUAGAAACCUCCCCCCUCCUCCUGCUUCUAUGGAGUCUAAAGCCCCCCCCCCCCAGCAGUAUUUCCACACGUUGUUUUUUUUUCCACAGCUUAUUUUCGUUUUCUGCAUGCGGUCAGGAAGCAGCCCUGCUUUGAUCUUCUCAUUUGUGUUUUAAUUUAAAUUUUUAUAGUUUUUCUCAUGAGCAAUAAUUCCCACCGUGUCUCCUUCCCUUCCGGUAACUUCUGCACUAACCCGCGUCUCACAAUCGGAUCCGGUUCCCGCUCACUUAAAGAAAAUUCCUCAUAUUUAUCUCCCUUUUUAUUUCUCAGGUGGAAGAUUGUUGUUUUUAUAUCUAUAAAUAAAUAUGAAUAUAUAUAAAUAUAUAUAUUCUGUUGAUAUAAUUGUUAGUAGUAUUACUCCUCGUUUAACCUCCUUACUUUCAGGUUCAAGCAUGAUUUUUUCUUGGUUUCUUUCCUUUUCUGAGUAGCUGUCAGUGAUUCUUUGGAUUCUGUUUGACUUGGCAUGACUAGUCCGAGUGUUCUGUUCUUUUUUUUUUUUUUUGUUGUCGGAGGAAGCGAUGCAGAUGUGCGUCUUUAGUGUCCGUCUAGCUGUGAGUUCGCCUUCUUUUUUAAAGAUGGCUGUUUUUGAAUGUAAAAAGACAUGAAAAGGUUGGAUGGUGUUGUCCAAUACCGUGGUUAACCCAAUCAGCUAAACCAUUAAUGACUCAGACCAUCCUAUAAAUCUAUACGCUGUUCCUGUUUGUACAGUAUUUUUCCAAUAUAAAUAUUGGGAAAAAAAUAUAUAUAUACAUAUGAAUAUAAAGAAACUGGUGAAAUGUGUAUUUUAAAGGCCCAAUAGGUCCAGAGAAUUAUUACAAAUAUGUGUUUAAUAAAAAAUAAAUAAAAAUAUAGAGAAGUAUUUUGAUAUUCUCUCAGAGGGAAUGGGAAGGAAAACAGCAGAAACCAAAAUGUUGUGGGCAUUAUUUUUAUUAUUAUUAGUGAUAUUCUUAUGAUUUUAACACUCCUCCUCAUGUCGGUGCCCCUUUUAGGCCUCAAACACAGGAAAAAAACAAAAAAAGGUCUAAAAUUUAACGACUUCCCCAAACGCUUCACUUCAGUUUUUAAUGUCGACGUUUCAGUGAUGAACACUGGAAGUCUUUUAGCUGUCACGUUAGUCAGGUUUGAAGAAGCCAAGCUCUAAAAACGAUUGGAAACAAACUAAAUUUGGAUACUCUUACUUCAAGUAUGGAAGUCCAGAGGUGCCUAAAUUAUUGGCCUUUUUUUUUUCACAAAUAAGUAAAAAUUAUGUGGAUGAUCAAUGCUUUUGAUUUAAAUCUCAGCCAUAAUGGAAAUUAUCACAAUCUGAUUUAAAAAAAAAAAAAUUUCUUUGUUUUUUUGCAACAUACAGUGUUAGAAAAAUUCCCCUCAAAAUCCUUAAAGUAGCCGAGAGGCGUUUUUUAGCUGUUAAUGUACCAAAGAUUGUAUAAGAAGCACUUUGCUGACACCUACUGGUCAGGCCUAUGCCCAAUUAAUGUCACACAUUUUCACAUUAAAUACAUUUAUUGAUUAUGAUUUAUUUUAAUAAAGCUGCUUUGUUAUCAGAAUCCACAUUAGCUUUUGGUUUUUGGCUGUUUCUAGGGUUCUAAAGAUUUUAUUUUAUUUGCGGGUCUAGUAGAUAAAUUUAUUAGAACCGCAUAAACCUUCUUCUUCCUCUACUUUGAAAAAUAAAGUAUAAAAUGUUUACAUUCCUGUAAAUGUUCUUGAGAAAGAAAGAUUAUUCCCCUACUGAAGACUAGGAGGCGCCGGCCCCUUAAGAAAUUAAACAACAGCAUAAUUUAACCAGCUCCUAUCAGGUUCUAUUUGCUUUCUAAAAUGAAGCAGACAAAGCUUUUAAACACUCUUAAACCUUUUUUUUUCCUUUUUUAAAUUAUUUUUUUUGUAAUUUGGCAUCUCAGGACUUCCGUAUUUGCCCCCUUGUCUCAAUUUCAUCAUUAUCUUUUGUGUUUUCUUCUUUUAAAAGUCACAAAAUGAACCAAAAGCGUCAGAACGUUCUCUCCUGUAACAUACAACUCUCACAUUCCGUUUCCGAGCCGAUCCAGCGGUGUUUUCGAUGCUAAAUAAUCGUUUCGUGAUGCAGUCGUCUUUUGUUCUCUUUAUUUCCGUCGACCUCCAGAGCUUCUGUUUUCAUUACAGCCACACAGGAAACGGCCAAUAAUCAAUCCAUGAUAUCUCAAACCUUACCUCACUUGUGGAGUGAUGUCACUACCUCACCUGGAAACGUAAACCAUAACCGUGAGUCUAUUCCAGUGCCUUUAAUCCGCCGACUGUUCCCCGGUCUCCCGGCAGUGUAGACGUUUGACCCCAGCGCCGCCCUGGUGGCUUCCAAACUGCACCGAAGGGCUUCUCCGUGCUUUCAAACCAAUGUGAACCUCUAUAUUUUGGACAUUGCAGCAGAUUUGUAACCAUUGUAUUCACGGCAACACCAACAGACUGUUUCAGAGUGUAUUUAAAGAAGAGCUUAAAGGGGUAUUACGUUCUGUUUCCUCGUCAGUCUUUAGACUCUGUCUGUAAUUUCUAGUGUCUAAUAAAAAACCCUGUUCUUUU
Molecule: messenger RNA, 4055 nt
Organism: Cyprinodon tularosa
Lineage: Eukaryota; Metazoa; Chordata; Actinopteri; Cyprinodontiformes; Cyprinodontidae
Gene: hlfa
Product: HLF transcription factor, PAR bZIP family member a
Exons: 4
Coding region: 265-1170 (301 amino acids)
Biological process (GO): regulation of transcription by RNA polymerase II
Cellular component (GO): nucleus
Molecular function (GO): RNA polymerase II cis-regulatory region sequence-specific DNA binding; DNA-binding transcription factor activity, RNA polymerase II-specific
Source: RefSeq, a predicted model, not a curated record